AUGAGAAAAUCAGCGUCUAAUACAAGAUUAGAUCCAACAACACUACCGAAAAAGACAACUUCUAUAAAAUCAUUACCAUCAUUACAACCUCGACAACAACAACAACAAUUACCUAUAACUCCACAAAUACAACAAACAACAAAUCAACCACCACCAUUAUCAACUAAUCAAUCUCAAUCAUCAUUACAUCAAUUUACAAAAAAUGAUAUUAUUGAAAGAGAUAGAGCAACUACAUUAUCAUCAAUGGAUAUACCAUUUCAUCCAGUAGAAAGAGAUCGAGAUAAUGAACAACAAGAACCAAUAAUAUCAAAAUUAAGACCUGAUUUUUCAAGAUCAAGAAGUACAACAUUACCUAAUUUUGUAAAUUUUGAAAUAUUAUCAAAUUCAAAUUUACCUUCAACUCCAAGUUUAACAUCAAUACCAUCAAAUCAUCCAGAAAGUCCUACUUGGUUAUUAAGUGAUUUAUUAUCAAAUUUAAGUAGUUUAAAAGAUAAAGAUGAAUAUUCAAUUGUACAAAAAUCAAAUGAUUUAGUUACUUUAUUUCAAACUUAUCCAAAUUUAAAAGAAGAAGUUCAAAUUAAAACUGUUUUACCAAGAAUUCAAUUUAUGUUAUAUCAUAGAAUAUCAGAAGUUAGAAGUUCAUGUUAUAGAAUUUUAAGACAUUUAAUUGUAAAUUAUCAAAGUUUAAUUUUAUUAGGACAACUGAAAAUUUUAAUUUUUAUUAUAGUAAGUUUAGCAAAUGAUCAAUCAAAAAGUUCAAUAAUUGAAAUGGAACAAGCUUUAAAAUUAAUAAGACAAUAUAUGACUAUUGAAAAAGGUGCAGAUUUAUUAUCAGUUGGUGUAAUAAAGGCAUUAAUUGCUAUAGUUGAAAAUGAUAAAUAUGAUUAUCAUAAAACAAAUUCAAUAAAUACAAAUUAUGGAAUUAAUUCAGAAUCUAUACCAAUGGGGUUUAAAAAUGCAUGUAUUGAAACGAUAAGUGAAAUAGCAUUAUUAAAACCAGAAUUAGUUUUCCAUUCAGGAGGUUUUAAAUUAAUGAUAAAUUCAAUUAUAGAAGGACCAUUUGAAGUUUCAUCAACAUGUUUAUUAAUUAUAUUAAGAAUUUUAAGUUAUCAAAAUUCAAGAAAAUUUUUAAGAAAUGGAUUUGAUUUAGAUUCUUUAAUUUCAAUUUUUUCAUCAGAAGAAAAUAAUGAAAAUUUAAAAAAAUUUGAAAAUUUAAAUAAUUUUAAAUUACAAAAAAUUUCUUUUUUAAUUUCAACUUUAUUAAAAGAUUUUAAUGGUUUAAUUGCUUAUUCAAUAAAUGAUUUUACAAGUAUUCAAAAUUUAUUAAUAAAUUUAACUAAAAAAAAUAAUAGAGUUCAAGAUUUAGUUCUAGAUAUUUUAUUGGAUGCUUUGAGGAUAAAAGUUUUUCCAUGGUUGGAAAAUAGUCCCAUUGGUGAUUAUGUGAGUAGAUAUAAUGAUUAUAAAAAGAGGAAUGGAAAGGGACAUGAACAUUUAAAAUUUGAAUAUACAACUAGCAAAGAGCCGUUUUUGAAUGAUAUUGUACAUCAUUAUCAAGGUCUUUUAACAUAUAUUUUAAUUGUUAAUGAUGUAUUUGAACAUCUAAUAGGAUUGAUUCAAGAUUCAGCUAGUAGUGAAGAACUACGACAAAAAGCAACGCUACUAAUCACAAAACUUAAUGCAAUUGCAAGUAAUUAUUUACCUCAAGAAUUAAUCAAAAAGAAAUUACAACUGCUUAAUUUUUCUUCACAUAUUUCAUUUGAAGUUGUUAAUUUAACACGUACUAAACCUGAAAACAAUCCUGAACAAAAUCAAUAUAUUAAAACCAAUAUGAAAAAAAUCUCAAUUCAAGCAAGUAAUAAUGUAGAUGAUGAAGAAUUUAAAAAUAUGAUUACAAAUAGUAGAGUAUUAGUAAUUAAAGAAUUUGAAGAUUGGAAUUGGCCAUUACUUUCAAGUUUAGUUCAAGGUCCAUUAAAAUCAUCAAAGAGAUUUGAAGAAGUUUUAGAAAAAUCACCAAAAUUCUUUAAGAGAUUAGUUUCAUUUUAUCGUCCUUUUAAAUAUAGAUUUUCAACUGUUCAUAUUCAAUCUAAAAAUUAUCAAAAAUAUAUUAAUUUUGGUUGUUUGCUACUCGAAAUGUUUUUAAGUUCAGAAAUUGGUACAAAAUAUUUAUCAUCAACUAAAUUAUUACCUCAAUUAUCUGAAAUUGUUGCACAAAUUGAUCCGUAUAGUGGUAUAACUUCAAAAGAUCCAGUAUUAAGUAAGAAAAGACUUGAAAAUACAGCAUCAAUAGGGUAUAUUCGAUUUUUGGGAGUUUUAAGUGGUAGUAUUGAAGGAUUAAAUUUAUUAUCUAAUUGGCAAUUUUUCACAUUAAUUUCAGAUAUAAUUUCAGCUUCAAAUGAAAUUGAAAAUAAUAAUUAUUUUAUAUUAACUUUAUUUAAAUAUAUUGAUUUUUCAAUUGAAAAUAGUCAAUUUAAAAAUUUAUUACAAAUGUGUUUAAAUAUUUCAAAUUUAAAAAUUAAAAGUUGUUUAUUAAAACAUUUAUUACCUCAAUUAGUUAACAACAAGGAUAGUGAAGAAUUUUCAAUUAGGAUACUUGUUGAAAAUUUUUAUAAUCGAAAUCAUGAAAUAGUUGAAAAUUCAAUUCUAUUUUUAUAUAAUCAUUAUAAAGCAAAUGAUUUUCAAAAUGUUGAUAUUUUUUUAAAAUAUCUGCCAUCAAUUUCAAUAAUGAAAAAAUAUAAUAUUGGGAAAAAUUUUUUAGUUCAAUUAUUACAAAAUAUUAAAAGUUUUAGAUAUUUAGAAGAUGAAGGAUAUAUUGAAGAAGAAUUUAAUAAAUGGUGUCAAAUUAAAAAAUUUAAAUUUGUUAGAAAAAUUGAUGAAUUAAUUAGAUUACAAUUUUUUCCAUAUGUUAAUACAAAUAAUAUUGAAAAUAAUGAUAAUAAUGAUAAUGAAUUUGAAAAUUAUUCAUUAAAUUUUUUUAAAUGUCUUUUAUCAACAGAAGAAGGUUUAAAUUUUUUCAACAAGGGUAUAGCAAAAGAUUUUUUAGAUCAAUUAUUAUCAUCAAUUGAAAUAAUUUUUAAUCAAAUUUCAAAUGAUAAUGAAUUUUUAGAUAUUGAUAAUCAAGAUGAAAUUCAUUGUGAUUUAUUAGGUUUAUUAAGACAAAAUUUAUGGAUUAUUGGACAAAUUGGUUCAGGAAAUUUUGGAAUUCAAUUAUUAGAUCCAAUGUAUAAUAUAAAUUUAAAAUCUUCAAUUAUAGAAUUGAUCUUGGACAAUUUUCAUAAUUGUCCUGUUUGGGAAAUUAGAGGAUUAUGUUUUUAUGUUAUAGGAAUGAUUUCAACUACAGUUGAAGGUAUGGAAAUUUUAGAUGAAUUUGGUUGGUAUUCAGUAUUAGAUCAAUAUGGAAGAAGUAUGAAUUUAGCUUAUCCAAAACAAAUUAUUGAUGGUCCUAUAAACUCAAAUCAUGAUAAAGCAAAUUUAUUUAAUGUUUCAAUAAUAAAUCCAUAUCGUGAUAAAAGAUAUUUUCAUAUUUUUAAUAGUUUAGUCGACAAGACAAAUGAUGAAAUUCAAUCUCCAAUAACUAUUAGAAUUUUUACAUAUUUACAAAAUUUAAAUUCAAUUUUAUCAAAAAUUGAAUUAAAAGCAGUUAAAGAAUUAAUUAAAAUAAAACAACAAUAUAAUGAUAUAUUUGAAGAUGUUGAUUUAUUUCUUGAUGUUAUAAGGUUAAUUGAUAAAGGUAAUUUUUCAUUUCAUAAAAGAGUAUUUAUAUUUAAAUUAUUUUCAGAUGGGUCGGUAUUAGAAUAUAUUUUAAAAAAGGAAAAAAGAGGAUCUUUUAAAUUUCAAGUAUAG
Lodderomyces pseudojiufengensis is the source of this 3840-nucleotide messenger RNA. It is a transcript of the gene TSC11, whose product is annotated as TORC2 complex subunit. Gene Ontology annotation, biological process: TORC2 signaling. Lineage: Eukaryota; Fungi; Ascomycota; Pichiomycetes; Serinales; Debaryomycetaceae. The record is from RefSeq and is a predicted model, not a curated record. Gene Ontology annotation, cellular component: TORC2 complex. Bases 1 to 3840 code for a protein of 1279 amino acids. The transcript has a single exon.